Molecule: messenger RNA, 1130 nt
Organism: Balearica regulorum gibbericeps (East African grey crowned-crane)
Lineage: Eukaryota; Metazoa; Chordata; Aves; Gruiformes; Gruidae
Source: RefSeq, a predicted model, not a curated record
CCACAAGAAGCUCAGUACUCCUGGAUGGUUGACAUCUUGAAGAGCAGCACCAGUGGAGCAGUGCAGCAGGAGCCAUGUCUCUGCCCUUCCGAAAAGAGUUGGAGAAAUAUAAGAAUAUCAAUGAAGAUGAAAUACUCAGCAAACUCUCAGAGGAUGAACUGAAACAGCUAGAGCAUGUUCUCGAUGACCUUGAUCCAGAGAACGCCUUGCUCCCAGCAGGAUUUCGGCAGAAGGACCAGACCACUAAACCUGCCACGGGCCCUUUCGACAGAGAACGCCUGCUCUCGUACUUGGAGAAGCAAGCACUUGAGCACAAAGACAGAGAAGACUUUGUACCGUUUACAGGGGAAAAGAAAGGAAAAAUAUUUAUCCCUAAAGAAAAGCCCAUAGAAACGCGUACAGAAGAAAAAGUGACCCUGGAUCCGGAACUAGAAGAAGCCCUGGCCAGCGCUUCAGAUACUGAGCUCUAUGACCUUGCAGCUGUUCUUGGAGUGCACAACAUGGUCAACAACCCAAAAUUUGAUGAAGGAGGAGCCCGCAGUAAAGAUGGAAAAGGCACCGUGAGAAAUGUGGUGAAAGGUGAAAAAGUCAAGCCCAUCUUUGAGGAGCCACCUAAUCCGACCAACGUGGAAGCAAGUUUACAAAGGAUAAAAGCAAAUGAUCCUAGUCUCAUAGAAAUUAAUCUCAACAACAUAAAGAAUAUUCCUAUUCCAACACUGAAGGAAUUUGCAAAAGCUUUGGAAAGCAAUACAUAUGUGAAGACAUUCAGCCUUGCAGCCACUCGAAGCAACGACCCCGUAGCUAUUGCAUUUGCAGAUAUGUUGAAAGUGAACAAAACACUGAAGAGUCUGAAUGUAGAAUCCAACUUCAUCACUGGGACGGGUAUUUUGGCACUGAUUGAUGCACUGAAAGAGAAUGAAUCCCUGACAGAGAUUAAAAUUGACAACCAGAGGCAGCAGCUUGGGACAGCUGUAGAGAUGGAGAUUGCCAAGAUGCUGGAGGAGAACUCCAAGAUUCUCAAGUUUGGAUACCAGUUCACAAAGCAAGGUCCAAGAACCAGGGUAGCAGCAGCUAUCACUAAGAACAACGAUUUGGUUCGUAAAAAGCGGGUGGAAGGAGAGCGGCAGUAG